Molecule: messenger RNA, 1883 nt
Organism: Papaver somniferum (opium poppy)
Lineage: Eukaryota; Viridiplantae; Streptophyta; Magnoliopsida; Ranunculales; Papaveraceae
Product: digalactosyldiacylglycerol synthase 2, chloroplastic-like
Exons: 5
Coding region: 178-1611 (477 amino acids)
Biological process (GO): galactolipid biosynthetic process
Cellular component (GO): chloroplast outer membrane
Molecular function (GO): digalactosyldiacylglycerol synthase activity
Source: RefSeq, a predicted model, not a curated record
ACAUUUAUUCCCAUCUUGUCCCAGACCCAACCAACUUGUUCCAAUCACGCCUCUCCAUUGAAGACCUGUAAAUUGGCAUAUUCUUCAUUUUCCCAUCUCUACAGUUUCUUCUUCUAUCCGCAGCUCUUAUCGAAUUGAUCAAUAUAUCAUCGCAACUUCGAUUCUAACGAGUUACAUAUGCCGAUGGACAAAAAACGGCAAAUCGCAAUAUUUACUACAGCGAGUCUGCCAUGGAUGACUGGAACUGCUGUUAAUCCUCUAUUUCGUGCUGGAUAUCUUGGAAGGGAUGGGGAGAGAAAGGUUACUUUAGUGAUUCCAUGGUUAUCCUUGAAAGAUCAAGUAUUAGUUUAUCCUAAUCAAAUCACUUUUCAAACCCCUUCUGAGCAAGAGGCUUAUGUUCGUCGGUGGCUUGAGGAGAGGACCGGGUUCUUAUCAGGAUUUAACAUAACUUUUUAUCCCGGAAAGUUUGAUAAAGAAAAAGGGAGCAUUUGGCCUGUUGGUGAUAUCACUGAAAUCAUCCCUGAUGAACAGGCGGAUAUUGCUGUCCUUGAGGAGCCUGAGCAUCUUACAUGGUAUCAUCAUGGACGGAGAUGGAAGUCCAAGUUCCGGCUAGUUAUAGGGAUCGUUCAUACCAAUUAUCUGGAAUAUGUGAAGAGAGAAAAGAACGGAAGAUUUCAAGCUUUUCUCUUGAAAUACCUAAAUAGUUGGGUUAUUCAAAUAUAUUGCCACAAGGUUAUAAGAUUGUCAGCUGCAACACAGGAUCUUCCAAAAUCCAUCAUCUGUAAUGUCCAUGGUGUCAAUCCCAAGUUCCUUGAGAUAGGAAAGAAGAAGCAAGAACAGCAGCAGCUACAAGAAAACCAAGCAUUCAGCAAAGGUGCAUACUUCAUAGGGAAGAUGGUCUGGAGCAAAGGUUACAAAGAGCUCCUUCAACUCCUCUCUAAGCACCAGAAGCAACUAACUGGACUCACAGUUGAUCUAUACGGAAGUGGAAUAGACUCUGAGAAAGUCCAAGAAAAGGCUAAGAAAUUGCAACUGCCUGUUGAAGUCUAUCCAGGGCGUGACCAUGCGGACUCCCUAUUCCACGAUUACAAGUUGUUUCUAAAUCCAAGCACAAGUGACGUGGUUUGCACGACGACUGCUGAAGCGUUGGCCAUGGGUAAAAUUGUAAUCUGUUCCAACCAUCCCUCAAAUGAAUUUUUUAUGCAAUUCCCAAACUGUCGAACUUUUAACGAUGGUGAUGGGUUUGUUAAAGAAAUUCAAAAAGCCAUGGCGGAAGUGCCCGUGCCUUUAAGUGAAGAGCAAAGGCACGAGCUUUCGUGGGAGUCUGCUACUGAGCGGUUUCUAAAAGUGGUCGACCUUGAGCAUAUUGCCUCUACUAGAAAAUUGUCGCGAUCGUCAGCGAAGUUUAUGUCGAUGUCGUUUAAGAUUCCAGACAUGAAAACGAGCAUGGAGGAUGCAUCUGCUUACAUGCACUAUACGGCAUCUGGGAUUGAAGCAGCAAGAAAAGUAUUUGGUGCAAUUCCCGGAAGCUUAGAACCUGAUGAGGAACUAUGUAAAGAGCUGGGAAUUUCUUUUCCUAUGGCAAACCGGAGUUCUUUUGGUUCGAGUUGACGACGAAGCUCAUCAGACAGAUUGUUGUUGCACAUUAUUCCUAAUUUUGUAGUUGUGAUUGUAAGCCAUAAUCUGUGAAAAUACGAUGCUGCACAUAAUCUGUUAAUUGCACGUAGAAUGUUAGACAUUGAAAGUUUAGGUUUAGGGGUAGGGACCUCAGGGUCUCAAUGUUAUUGUAAAUUAUUAUUUUAUGGAGUGUUUCUUAUUUAUAACGAGAGAACUUCACCCUUUAAUCCAAGGAACAUCAAGUCAUCAGCUGACCUUUUUUUUAA